AUGAUUCCUUCUGUAUCCAUGAGAGCCGCCCGUUUGGCAGCCUUCCGAGCUUCUUCUCGCCGACCUGCUCAACAAGCACGUCGUUGGGCAGGUGAUAUGCCCGUUCCGCAAUCUCAAAACGCUCCAUUGUGGCGCGGACAUACUGUGAAGGAAGAAGGAUGGGAAACCAGCAUGUACGUUUAUGCUGCCCUUGCCGUUGUCUUGCAAGCUGCCAUUAUUGGAUUUGCACCAGAGACUUCCAUUGAAAGUUGGGCUCGCGCUGAAGCCAAGGCACGAUUGGCUUUGAAGGAAAAGGAUCCAGACAUGAAGUUCGAGUUUGGAACACAUUACCAAGAUUUGAUCAAGCAAGAUCAAUUGGAUAAGUGGACCAAGUUCUCAGAUAGAGCCAUUACUCCUGGAGAGGAUGAUGAUGAUGACGACGAGGAUGAAGACGAUGAUGAUGAUGAAGACGAGGAUGAGGACGACGAAGAGUAA
Molecule: messenger RNA, 474 nt
Organism: Cylindrotheca closterium
Lineage: Eukaryota; Bacillariophyta; Bacillariophyceae; Bacillariales; Bacillariaceae
Source: the annotation of a GenBank genome assembly